AUGGACGUUCCCGGCACAAGGCCUAUUGGCUACGCAUGGCGCUCUUCUACAUGGUUCAUCAUCAGUACCGUUUCCAUUGCGCUAUUCAUUGAAUUAUUUCUCUAUGGAUUCCUCGUGCCUAUGUUACCAUACCUAUUCCAAGAUCGCCUCCACAAAGAUCCCUCACAGACCCAGCGUUUGACUGCUGGAAUACUUACCCUUCAUGGCCUUGUCUCUGCUAUUUCUGGACCUUUAAUUGGACAUUUCGCUGACAAGAUGCCCAAUCGGAGGAAACCAUUGCUUUUCUCGCUUGCGGGGUGUGUUGUGGGAACAUUGCUUGUUGCAUGGUCGCCUUCACUCGUUGUACUUCUCCUCGGGCGAGUACUUCAAGGCAUUGCUGGUUCUGCCGUCUGGAUUGUCGGUCUUGCCACCGCAGCAGAUACUGUGAAUGAAAAUCACAUGGGCAAAAUGAUGGGUCUGAUUAUGUCCUUUGCUAGCGCUGGUAUAAUUAGUGGGCCCAUGGUCUCCGGUAUCCUACUAGAUUCUGUUGGAUACUGGUUGACUUGGUGUGCACCACUAGGAGUCUUGGUUAUUGAUAUCAUCGCGCGUUUGUUGAUGAUUGAAAAUCCGCACCAUUCAAGUCCUGUUUCCUCUGGCGAUGCGGAUGAGACGACGACCCUUCUUCCCGAACAAAUUGAGCCACAUGAUGCAUCUACUACAUUCGGUUUCUGGAUCUUCCUGCUUCGUGACAGUCGCGUCCUAACAGCCUUGGCUGUCACGAUCUUGACCACGGCUAUUCUUACCAGUUUCCAUGCCACACUUCCUCUACACACAGAGGAGGCAUUUGAUUGGAAACCAAGACAGGUUGGAAUAAUGUUCUUCCUGCUCUCUGUCCCAGCGCUCUUCCUCAGUACACCGGCUGGAUGGCUACGUGACCGCAUCGGGGUCCGGUUGCCUAUCACCAUCAGCCUUGCUCUCCAUGCAGUAUUUCAUGUCCUGGUUGGAGUGGCCGGGAAUGACCAUUUUCCCUGGGCAAGCUCGCACCAUCGGGGUCCUGUGCUGUACAUAUCAUCCAUAAUUUGCCUCGGCAUUUUGCGACCUUUUGUCACCGGUGUUGGGCCUGUGGAAGUGACUGCUUCUGUUCGAGAUUAUGAGAAGGCAACUCCAGGCAUCUUUGGGCCUCGUGGGGGUCUUUCUCGCGUUUAUGCGAUGACUGACGUAGCUGCAACCAGCGGGAUGACCAUUGGGCCAGCCGUCUCAGGAUUCCUUCGGGAGAAGGUUGGCUACACUUCCAUGAAUUGGAUCUUCGGUGUUGUUUAUAUUAUCCUCGCCAUUUUCGCCGCGUGUUUUUUGCGAUCGAAAUAG
Messenger RNA from Penicillium coprophilum, 1344 nucleotides. RefSeq names its product MFS transporter. Gene Ontology annotation, molecular function: transmembrane transporter activity. The transcript has 4 exons. Lineage: Eukaryota; Fungi; Ascomycota; Eurotiomycetes; Eurotiales; Aspergillaceae. Gene Ontology annotation, biological process: transmembrane transport. The record is from RefSeq and is a predicted model, not a curated record. Bases 1 to 1344 code for a protein of 447 amino acids.